CUUGUUAGUUAUAAAUAAAAUUUUAAACUUCUUAUAGUUAAGUGCAUAUCCACGCAAAUUCCUUUGUGCGGAUUUAAUUUCCAAAUAGAAUUAUAAUUACUUAAAACAUUACCAAUGUCCCGAAAGUAUUAUACAAACUGCUAAUACUAAUGUCCUAAGGGAAAUGUUUGUAUUGAAAUCAUAACAAAAAGUUAAUCUUUUUAACGAAUAGUGGAACAAAAAGCAAUUAGUAAAUAUAUUUACCGAAUUUUUAUGAAUUCAACGAACUUCUCAUGUACUUUUUGGCGACGUCUUGUUUAAAAUAAUUCUUUAUUAUUAAAUCAUAUAUUAAAAAGAAAAUUUGUGGUUAGACUUUUUAAUAGCUCUUUUUUCUAUUUUGUACGACUUUCAUUUUGUAUUUAUUUCGAAAUGAAUAGAAUAAAGAAAGAUCAAGUCAGAUACCUUUGUGUAAUGCGCUCCAAAGAAUGUGGAGGUAGAACAAUUUGUUAUGGGUUAUAUAAAAAGUGGGUUCACGCAACCUGCCUUGAGAUGAGUAACGAACUUUUAAAUCAAUGGAAAACCCCAAAAAUGAGUUUUUUUUGCCAGACCUGUUGUCAUGUUAAAUAUGAAUUUGAUUUGAAGAAAAGUCUUACAAGGCACAGCUAUGUCACCCAAAUCACCUGUAACUGUUGAAAAACACAUUUUUUCGACAUAUGCAGAUGUUUGUGCUAAAGUUAAAGAGCAUGAAAUGUUGCACACAGUACAUUAUGUCAUUGCUCGCACAGGAAAGAUGGAAAAAAACUUUGAAGAACUGUUAAAGAAAGAUCACAAAGUUUUUUUUGAAGACAAAGACUUUUUCUCCACUGGUGUGCCAUUCAUUUUUUCAGGACAUACUUCUCUUGACUGUCAACAAGGAAUGGACAGAAACAUUAGAGCAAAAGCUCAGUACAGAAAAAAGAAAAAUGAUGAAGCAGUUACCGACCAUUGUUGCCAAAACAACAAAGUUAUUCUUCAGGAUACCAAAAAGUUUGAUUGUCCAGCAAUGGUUUAUAUAAAAGAAAUAGUCGAAUUUCCGGAGUUUGAGCUAAUAAGAGAUUCAUCAUGGUUAAGAAAAGAAACUUCAAAAAAACUUCGUCUAGCCAUGUUGGAGAAAAGAAAUUUAGUUAUGCGUAGAAAAUAUAUUUUAGUAUUGCCAGAUAUUUCUGCUCAUAAAAACCAUGCUACAGGAGAUGCAGCAGGUCUCUGUCAACCUAUUUCUGAGGAUCUGAUUAUAAAAAUUGGAGAAUUAGUAAAAAAGGGUGUCAACACUGUUCCGGAGAUGAGGCGGCAUCUUGAUUUUUUUGUUCAAGCUCAAUUUACUUUAAGUAAUGUUCCUCACAAAGAAAACAAGCGUUACUUUCCAUUGGAUAAGACCAUUCGAAACCAUAAAUGAUAAAUGCAAGAAGAAAUUUCGGAGGUCUUUG
Molecule: messenger RNA, 1442 nt
Organism: Hydra vulgaris (swiftwater hydra)
Lineage: Eukaryota; Metazoa; Cnidaria; Hydrozoa; Anthoathecata; Hydridae
Product: calcium-responsive transcription factor
Molecular function (GO): DNA-binding transcription factor activity
Source: RefSeq, a predicted model, not a curated record